Molecule: messenger RNA, 198 nt
Organism: Strongylus vulgaris
Lineage: Eukaryota; Metazoa; Nematoda; Chromadorea; Rhabditida; Strongylidae
Source: the annotation of a GenBank genome assembly
AUGAAAGUCAUGUAUGACGAGCCAUCGCCAUCAUCCACCAUCAGCGAACCAGUUGUCAGGGUGCCCAGAAACAGGCAGGAAAAUCGCCUUUAUAAGCGCGAAUUUAUCGAUGAUAACAACGUACAUCUUGCCUACUUCAACUUCCGCAUAUUAUGGCCGGUUACUGCUAUUUCAGUCACGAUGUACACUUGUUUCAUA